This is a messenger RNA of Saprolegnia parasitica CBS 223.65, 729 nucleotides long. RefSeq lists its product as hypothetical. The coding region runs from base 1 to 729 and encodes 242 amino acids. The transcript has a single exon. The record is from RefSeq and is a predicted model, not a curated record. Lineage: Eukaryota; Oomycota; Saprolegniomycetes; Saprolegniales; Saprolegniaceae.
AUGGUUCGGUACCGCGGCCAAGGAGUACGGGCGACUGGAAGGCGAGGUGGCGAUGAUCAAGGAGCUCCAGAAGGGCCCGAUCACGUGCGGUAUCGCCGUGAGUCCCGGGUUCAAGUACGAGUACUCGGCCGGCAUCUUCAACGAUACGACGGGCUUUAUGGACAUCGAUCACGACGUCGAGAUUGUCGGCUACGGCGAAGAGCACGGCGUCAAGUUUUAGAACGUGCGCAACUCGUGGGGCACCUACUGGGGCGAGAACGGCUUCUUCAAGAUCGUCCGCGGCAGCAACAACCUCGCGAUCGAGUCCGACUGCCACUACAUGGUGCCCGACGUCAGCGACGAAGAGCUCAUUUGGUCCAAGAAGCCCGCGUACGGCGGCUCGAUCUACGGCCUCGUGCCCUUCAACGACGCGCGCGCCAAGCAACACCCGGUCACCGACACGUCGGCGAUCACGGAAACGAACGCGACGCAGCUCACAUCCCACGAAAAGCCCGCGCACACGACGGCGCACCACACGCCCACCCCGAUGACAUUGUGCCGCCAGUCAAGAAGGACGGCCUCCGGAAAGCAGAGACCAACCUCAUGGCGGUGGAGACCCCGCCGUCCGUGUCGUUGUACUCUCCGGCGCAGCUCGGGCUCGCCUUCCUCGGCGUUGGCUGCAUCGGUAUGGUCGUAAGCAUGCUCACGGCCACAAAGCUUCGCCAAGCGCGAUACCAGAUCAUCGAGUAG